Electrophorus electricus (electric eel) is the source of this 1084-nucleotide messenger RNA. It is a transcript of the gene churc1, whose product is annotated as churchill domain containing 1. The record is from RefSeq and is a predicted model, not a curated record. Gene Ontology annotation, molecular function: zinc ion binding. Lineage: Eukaryota; Metazoa; Chordata; Actinopteri; Gymnotiformes; Gymnotidae. Gene Ontology annotation, biological process: multicellular organism development; fibroblast growth factor receptor signaling pathway; positive regulation of DNA-templated transcription.
AUUCGUAGCAAAGAGGAAGAGAAUCCGGAAGAAGAGUGAACAAAACAAAAUCCAACUAGUUUGUAGCUCUAUUGUAUUUCAAUCUUGUUUGGUGUCUUAACUUAUAAUGUGUACAGGUUGUGUGCAGAAGGAAUAUCCUGACAGGGGAAACACUUGUCUAGAUAAUGGAUCGUAUCUAAUGAACUUUCUGGGCUGUGCCAACUGUCAGCAACGAGACUUUGUACUGAUUAGCAACAAGACCAUGGUGGAUGAAGACGAAGAGGAGAUUGUCACUUAUCUCCACAAGUGCAAGAAUUGUGACCAUGUCAUAGCCAGACAUGAAUACACCUUUUCUGUGGUGGAUGAUUAUCAGGAAUACACAAUGUUGUGUAUGCUGUGCGGGAAGGGUGAGGAUUCCAUCAGUGUAAUGCCAGAUGAUCCAAGACAAUCUGCCCCCCUCUUCUAGAGUGGUGUGGAUAAUAAAAAGAGAAACAGGGAAUCUCUCUUUAGUAAGUUAGGCCAUGCCUGUUCUGGGGAACCAUCAUAUAUAUUCAGGGAUUCAUCCAUGCUCAGCUCCAGAGAAUAUUACGUCCAUUUAAUUUCAGACGACCUGAUCCUGGAGAACAUAUCCCAAGAUGCAUUGUGUCAACUGUCACUGUUACACAUGAGAAUGAAGAGUUACCUGUAAAUUUAAGAUACAGGCUCUGAGAGUUUGAUGUUUUGAUCUGUUAACUACAAAUAGGGCCUGACAGCCUUACUCAGUAUUUCUAAAUUCAUUCUUGUCUUAUCCCUUAUGAACCUGGUUAGUGCCAAAAGAAUACAAGUCAUGUCAGCUAGAAUAUGGUGUAUGAGCAGUGUACAACAUUAAUCUGAAAGAAUACUGUAAAUAAGUAGACUGAAUUUGAGAGUCUGAGUGCAUAUUGCAUUCCACCGUUUCACCAUUUCUGCUGGUUGUAAGGACACUUAUGUAUGGUAAAAGUACUGUACUUUUCUUAAACUGUAUUUCUAAUGUAUAAUGAACAGGGAAAACAUACUUUUGUAUGCUUUGUCUAAAUGAAAUAAUGGGGGAAAUAUUAAAUGAUGCUGCAUCAUGCUCCAAGCUCAA